Anopheles marshallii is the source of this 1521-nucleotide messenger RNA. RefSeq names its product DNA-directed RNA polymerase III subunit RPC3 (gene Polr3C). The record is from RefSeq and is a predicted model, not a curated record. The transcript is spliced from 2 exons. Gene Ontology annotation, molecular function: single-stranded DNA binding. NCBI's taxonomy places the organism in Eukaryota, Metazoa, Arthropoda, Insecta, Diptera, Culicidae. Gene Ontology annotation, cellular component: RNA polymerase III complex. Gene Ontology annotation, biological process: DNA-templated transcription. Bases 1 to 1521 code for a protein of 506 amino acids.
AUGUCUAUCCAACUGGGCAAGUUAUGCUCGCGCAUCAUAGAACAACAUUUCGGGGAAGUAGUACGGACAGUAGUGGAUGAUCUGUUUGCAUCGAUCGCAAAACCUUUGUCGCAAAUAAUUCGUUCAACAGGAUUAACCAAAUCGGAGGUAUGCAAAUCAUUGGCCAUAUUGAUCAAAUUUAACAUGAUAGGAUUCGAGUUAAACAAGGCUCGCACGCAGUAUGAGUAUCGCUUGUACCAUGAUCGCAUAGUGAUGAUCCUACGCUACCCACGCUACGUGCAUUUGGUACAGACAAAGUUCGGCCACGAAUCGGCAGUGUUGAUGGAAGAAUUGCUACGGUCAGGUACCCAGACAGCAUCGUAUAUUAUCGUCAAAUCGAUGCCCAACGUGGACAUCAAGGAUCACAAUACGCUAGCGUCGCUGAGAGACAAAUUCAGUGACCUCGCCAAUGAACACUACAUCAUUCGGGCGCCCGAACCGAUUCCCAGCGAUGGUAGCGCUGAAUUGAUGGAGCUCUGUCACGACAUUCCCAAUCCAUUCGUCAUGCCGGAGCUGGAUUUGCGUAUAUUGAAGGAUCUGCACGACGGGAAAGCUGUCAAAGCGCCCGACGAAAACGUGCACUGGCUCGUGAACGUGGAACAGUUUCAUAUCGAUUUUCGUAACACGAUCAUGAUAACGGCGAUUGAACGGCUGAUUGAUAGCAAUGCGGGCGAGUGCAUGAAGUUCUUGCUGCAGCUGAUGAGCGAACGCACGAACCCUUGGGAAGCGGUUUCGAAUCCAAUCGCGCUCGUGGACCUAAGGCAGCGCUGCGAGAGAAAGUCUCAGAACGUUGAAAUGUUACGCUACCUCGACCAGUAUAUCUCCGUGAUGGAAUCGAACGAUUACUUGUCCAAGUUCGACACCAAGGGUGGCGGGCAGUUUACGGUAAAUGUGAAGAAAAUCUUCGAACAGCUGACGUGGGCCUGCAUCGAGAAUAUUAUCGUUGAAAAGUAUGGCUCGAAAGCGGCACGAAUCUUCCGGGUGAUCCGGAUGAAGAAGUACGUCGAGCAGGAGGAUAUCCAAAAGGAAGCAAUGGUGCCCGCGAAGGAAGCGAAACAGUUAACGUACAAAUUGCUCGAGGAAAAUUUCCUGCAAAUUCAAACGUUCCGCAAACCGGGCGGUGGGAACGCAGGUGCGCCAAAGUCUUUCUUUCUGUUUUACGUUAACCAGUCGCAGAUUGUAUCUAUGCUGCUAGAACUAAGCUACAAGGCGUUAUACAAUUCGAUCACCCGCCUAACGCACGAUAAGACCGUCAACAAACGAUUGAUAGAGAAGAGCCAGCGUUUGGAGAGCAUCGUAGAGACGAUGAAGGAACGCGGCGAAUCGGAUGCAUACAUUAACGAAAUCCUGGAAACGCUCACACCUCCCGAACAGGAAAUACUGGCAAAGGUAAAGCUGCGCGUGAAGAGUCUCUACAGUGCGGAAAUUGGGAUUGAUGAAACGAUCUUCAUUUUGAAACUAUAUCAACAAUAUCAGAAAUAA